UUGAGAAAUCUAUAUUGUUUACUGUUCUGCAAGAUUGUAUUUUACUAUUGAAUAAUACUGGAGACCCUAUAGAGCACCUUUGGGUGGAAUGGGGCCUGUAAACCCAAUAAAGAAAGAAUAAAACCGUAAAACUCUUGGUCUCGGUCUGGGGCGGAGGUCGUCGUCUGCUGCCGUGUUUACAAACUGACGAAGACGACGAAGAAGAGGGCGAGGAGGAGGAGGACCAGAAGACCCAAAGAAGAGGAGGAGGAAGGCCGACCAAGAAGACUCUGAGCAAACUCGAGAGAACAAUGCUGCAGCGGCGAGACAUCGACAGUGUGGGCAGUGACGAGGCAGUCAUCGCCACCAACGAUGACGCCAGCUCCUGCAAGCGGUGUGCCGUGGCGCUGGGCUACUGGCGGGACCGUUACAUCAACUACUUCGUCAGGGCCACCGACCGUAAGGCCCCGGAGAUCAACCGCGGCUACUUCGCCCGUGCCGUGGCCAUCAAGAUGCUCGUCGACAAGUUCAUUGAGGUGACAAACGGCAAUUGUCAGAUUGUGAACAUUGGCGCCGGGUUUGACACACUGUACUGGAGGCUGGUGGACGAGGGCAAGAGUGUGAAGGGCUUCGUGGAGUUUGACUUCCCCGGCGUCACCUCCCGGAAGUGUCUCUACAUCCAGCGCACAAAACAGCUCCUGCAGGCCGUCAGUGAUGAAGACUAUGAUGUGAAGCUGAACCGCAAUAACCUCCAUGGACACACCUACAAGCUGACCGGGGUGGACCUGCGCAACCUGACAGAUGUGGAGGCUAAGGUGAAGGAGUCUGACCUGGAGUACUCCCUCCCCACGCUGUUCCUGGCCGAGUGUGUCCUCGUCUACAUCUCCAUACAGAAGUCCUCACAGCUCCUCAAAUGGAUUGCCGAGAAGUUCAAAUCGGCGCUCUUCAUUAACUAUGAGAUGGUCAACCUUGGGGACCGGUUUGGGGAGGUCAUGCUGAGUAACCUCCGCUCCCGAGGCUGCGACCUGGCAGGCUCCGAGGCUUGCCAGAGCACCGAGACACAACGCAGGAGGUUCCUGGACAAUGGCUGGGCAGGCGCUGACUCAUACGACAUGGUUGGCGUUUGGUCACGACUUCCGCCGGAGGAGAUCGCUCGGGUCACACAAAUUGAGCUUCUGGACGAGCAAGAGUUACUUCACCAGCUGUUCACGCACUACGCCAUCACCACCGCCUGGACGGACCACCGCUGGUCGGAGGUGCAGCUGUAGCGAGAGUGUGAGCUCAGCCUACCCAGGAAACCUCUGAAGAGUUCUUUGUUUGUUGUGUUUGGCCUGAGCCUGAUGUGUGUCUCCCCCUGAAGAGGCACACACCCCUGGCUCAGCCCUGCCUGGCCUGCCUGCUCCCUCCCUCGCCUGCCUUGUAAGCUGCAUGCACCUCAGACACCACCACCAGAACAGCAGCAUUGCCACCACCACAAGCAACCCUUUAGUCUUAGGCCAAUAUUAUAAGACACUUUCGCUUCUCACAUCAACUAUUUCUAAAGGUCAAAGAGGGGAUCAAUUGGUUUCUAAUGAGUGUUUCUUUAGGCUCAUGCUACUGAGGGUCAAACUACCACCAGGGUCAUAUAACUGCUCCUAGAAAUGCCCACAACUCCUAUGAAAGCCUUGUCAAAUAUGUGUUCUUGGGCAACGAAAUGUCUUAUGAUACGACCCUUAGACAUGUGCAUUAGGCUCCAGAGUUCCAUGUGACACUGGAUGGUCAUGAGCAGCCCACCCGAUGGCCUCAUACAGUUGCAAUAAGUUAAUACUCAAAAGCAUGAGAUGUAAUGACUUGGCUGUGUGAGGGCCCAGCUGUGCACUUGCUGGCCAUGUCUUACACCUCAGGCAACGAUGGCUUCCUGCAGCCUUUAUAGGAAAGUCAAGUAAAAUUAUAUAGAUCCCAGUACGAGAGGCAGCUAAGAGAAAGGAUUCACAGAGGAAGGCAGCUGAGACAAGAGUUGUAACCAGGUUGUGAGGGACAGUGCACAGAUGUGUUGUUCUGUUGUUACACUUUUCAAAUUGAGUCGCCACGAGCUAGCUAGGGUUGAGGCCCAUUACUUAAUCUGUUUCAAUGCAUUCCAACACAGGCCGGAUGAAGGGAGGUCUCUCUUGUGGGUGGCGGCAUGGUCACGGGGCUUCCUCCUCCACACCCUUACCGUAGUGCUCACCCAUGGCGUACAUUGUAAUUAGUUCUCGGUCCUCCCUGUCCUGUAUAUUUUAACUGACGCAAUCUCAGUUCUUAUGCAGCUCCCUUGAGGCACGCUGAGGGCAGGUUGUUGCUGGCACUCCCGGUCGGCAGGAGACAAUAAUGAUAUACACUAAAAAUAUAAGAAUUCUAAAGUCUUCAAGUGAUAUACAUAUAAAUAUAUAAAUAUAUAGUAUAUAUAAAAAAGUAUAGCCUGUAUGGAGCUUUGUUAUUCUUGUGGAUAAAGCUAACUGUUUAUUUUUACUACAGAAAAUUAUUUCCACGACUGUCGGAUAAUUCUUUGUAUUUAUUCGUUGCUUGUAGGCGUGACGUGGUGGGGCGGCGUGCGAGUGUGUCCGCCCGCCACCGCUUAUUACGAAGACGACUCGCUGUACUUGGGAUUUAUGUGUCUUAUGUGUCUACGAUUAUAACCCCCGGUGUCUUCAGUGUCACUCUCAAUGCCGUUCUUUUGUUGGAAGUUGGGUGAAGGGAAACUGUACCAUAUGUAGGUGUUUGUGGAUAUAUAAGUUAUCACCAGGCUUUGUGAUAUACUCCCUUUAUCUUUGUGGAGUCGGGCAACUGCUUCUUUCUUAUCACACAAUGUCUUAAAGAUAUUAUUUCAUUGUAAGGAUGACACGUGGGCCACAGUACUUCCAUAACCCUCAAAGCUGAUAAGGCCUGUAUCGGUUCCAGUGUGCAUCCUGUAUUGGUUCCAGUUUGUCUCAUAUCAGUUCCAGUUUAUCUUGUAUUGGUUCCUGUUUGUCUCGUAUUGGUUCCAGUUUGUCUUGUAUUGGUUCCAGUUUAUCUUGUAUUGGUUCCUGUUUGCCUUGUAUUGGUUCCAGUUUCUCUUAUUGGUUCCAGUUUGUCUUACAUUGGUUCCAGUUUGUCUCGCAUUGGUUUCAGUUUGUCUCGUAUUGGUUCCAAUUUGUCUGCUUCCAGUGCCAUCAUAUUGGUUCCAGUGCGCCAGUGUCCUGUAUUGGUUCCAGUGUGGCUUGUAUCGGUUCCAUUGUGUUCAUCUUGUUGCCCCUCCUCAUCUCUGUAUACUCAGCCCAUGUCUUAUGUUGUGACCUUUCCUCAGUACCCUUAUGAGCUGUUGUGCUGUUGUCAGGAAGCAAUGCCUCCCCCCGUUGUGAAAGUAGAGGCUGGUAGUGAUGUACGCUGCUGCACCACACAUUACACGCUGGCUUUCCGUGCAGAGACGAUUGAUUCUCUGCUCUCAGUAAUAAGCAAUUGAAAUAUUCUGUGGCAAUCUUCCAAGUUACUUAAGUAUAUCUCAUGUCUGGCCCCCCAUUGAAUGCAUUGAGUGGUUCUGGUGUUGAUCUUUGCUCUAACUAAAGUGCAUAGUUCUGCUUCUCCAGUAUGUCAGGUUGGGUCCCCUGCUAUUCAUCAUGCUCAUCAAUGUGUUAGCGUCUCAUGCAAUCUCAUCUAAUGUACCGACUUGUCAAAUUGCUUCCAUGGAUACAUUUUCUAGCACCUGAGUUAAAUUGGUUUGGCUUAGGAGGAAGAACAUUGACUGAUACACAUGAUGGGUGACCUCAAGACCUCCUCAAUGCUAGGUCAUAAGCGUUCCAUACAGCAUCGACCUUCACCAGACUACCACGAUAAUCACUACUAUUCAAUGUCUUGGUGGAUUUUAAUGUGGUCAACCCCAAUGCCAGAUAUGCAUCCCCUCCCCUUUCCCUUGCCCUUCAAUAACACACCCUUGUACUUGUUUCAUAUUGUUUUGUAUGACCCAGGAUAAAGCAUUAUGGAUGUUUGUUGAAAUAAAAGUUCUUGAAAGUU
Eriocheir sinensis (Chinese mitten crab) is the source of this 3984-nucleotide messenger RNA. RefSeq names its product leucine carboxyl methyltransferase 1-like. Gene Ontology annotation, molecular function: protein C-terminal leucine carboxyl O-methyltransferase activity. The coding region runs from base 291 to 1247 and encodes 318 amino acids. Gene Ontology annotation, cellular component: cytosol. The record is from RefSeq and is a predicted model, not a curated record. The transcript has 6 exons. Gene Ontology annotation, biological process: C-terminal protein methylation. NCBI's taxonomy places the organism in Eukaryota, Metazoa, Arthropoda, Malacostraca, Decapoda, Varunidae.